UUAGAACAAUGGGAUGCAAACAAACCAGCCAAUACUCCUCAUCUUGGCAUGACAGUCACAAUCCGAGAUCCAAAUCAUGAGAUCCUGUUGCUGAAACGGUAUGGCAAAUAUGGAAAAUUUACCUUCACAUCACAUGCUUCGGGGCAGCAUUAUCUGUGUAUGCAGUCAAACUCGACCAGGUUCUCUGUCUUUGCAGGAGAAAGGCUGAGAGUCCAUUUAGAUGUACAAAUGGGAGAACACUCCAUCGAUCCCAGUGCUGUCAAAGCCAAAGACACGGUCAAAACAAUGGAGUACAGUCUACAGCAUCUUAUUGACCAAAUGACUUACAUUGCUCGUCAACAAGAUUACCAAAGGGAACGAGAAGAAACCUUUCGAGAGAUCAGUGAGCAAACAAACUGGAGUGUUUUAUGGUGGGCCAUUAUUCAGACAGCAAUACUGCUUUCUGUUGGAUUCUGGCAGAUGAAGAGGCUGAAGGACUUUCUUAUAGAAAAGAAACUGGUUUGAUGCUAUGCUGGCAGUCCUUGUUCUGGUAGUUGUUGGUGGUAUGUUUUGAACAAAAUUGUGUUGGC
Molecule: messenger RNA, 569 nt
Organism: Sardina pilchardus (European sardine)
Lineage: Eukaryota; Metazoa; Chordata; Actinopteri; Clupeiformes; Clupeidae
Product: transmembrane emp24 domain-containing protein 11
Exons: 4
Coding region: 49-504 (151 amino acids)
Biological process (GO): intracellular protein transport; Golgi organization; endoplasmic reticulum to Golgi vesicle-mediated transport
Cellular component (GO): Golgi apparatus; COPII-coated ER to Golgi transport vesicle; endoplasmic reticulum-Golgi intermediate compartment
Source: RefSeq, a predicted model, not a curated record